AUGAGUGAAAAACUAGAUUUGAUUUUGUUUGGUGUUACCGGUCUUGUUGGUCGAUAUGGUGUCCGCUAUCUAUAUAACUUAUGCAAAGAGAAGAACUUAACAUGGGGAGUUGCCGGAAGAAGCGAAUACAAAAUAAAGAAAGUCUUGGAAAAACUAGAGGAUGAAACCGAAGACAAAUCUGUGGUGAAAAUACCAAUUAUUCUCGCUGAUAUGAGCGAUGAGCAGUCCAUAAAGCAAAUGACUUCAAGAUGUAAAGUCUUAAUACAAUCCUGUGGACCGUUAAGAAAAAUGAGAGAGGUCGUCUUGAAAGCCUGCAUACAAUCCAGAACUCACUACGUUGAUGUGACUGCUGAAGAGAAAUACAUCGACAAAAUCCAAAUUAAAUACCAUGAAGAAGCCAAGAAAGCCGGAAUAUACGUUGUGUGUGCUUGCGGCAUUGACAGUGUAACCUACGACCUUGGCUUAUUACACAUACAGAAAAAAUUCAAAGGAACAGUGAACUCCGUUGAGACCUACAUGAAAACGGACAGGAACAACCCUAACAUACCUGAGCCGAGCUGCAGUGUGUCCACCUGGAACUCUUUAAUCGAUCUUUUGGUGAACAAACACGAACUCAAAGCUUUGCAAGCAAAAAUAUUCAACAAAAAUAUGCCCAAAUUGAAACCAACUCUUGUGACUAAAUACUGUCCAUUCAAACCUUACGUUGAAGAUGGCUGGUCAAUUCUUUCAACUGGUUCAGACAGGUCAGUGAUGAUGAGAACCCAACAGUAUUUGUAUGAAGAAAAGAACCUUCGCCCAGUCCAAAUACAAACCUAUUUCAUGUUGAAGGCUCUUUAUUAUUUGAUAUUCUAUAUGAUAUUUGGCCUCAUGUUCCUCAUAUUCUUACCUUUCAAGGCAGGAAGAAAGCUUUUACUAAGGUACCCAGCAUUUUUCAGUGCUGGCGUCUUUAGUAGCAGAGAACCUUCCGAAGAAAUGUGUGAGAAUUCUAACUUCAGACUUACCUUCGUAGCCAAAGGAUGGAAAAAUAAAACUGUGGGACCUGAUGAGAAAAUCAAUGAGAAACCCAAUCAUGGUAUGAUAUUCCAAGUUAAGGGAAACAAUCCGAGAUAUGGAUCUACUGCCCUCUGUUUGAUUAUGUCAGGAAUAUUAUUGUCAACACAGUCAGACAAAUUACCAAGUAAACCUGGUGUUUACACCCCAGGUAUAGCUUUUGGAGAAACCACUAUUGUACAGGAUCUUCACAAGCGUGGAUUAACUUUUGAUAUCCUCACCGAAUAUACCAUUACCUCAUAA
Messenger RNA from Harmonia axyridis, 1293 nucleotides. RefSeq names its product saccharopine dehydrogenase-like oxidoreductase. Gene Ontology annotation, cellular component: lipid droplet; plasma membrane; mitochondrion. The record is from RefSeq and is a predicted model, not a curated record. The transcript has a single exon. Lineage: Eukaryota; Metazoa; Arthropoda; Insecta; Coleoptera; Coccinellidae. The coding region runs from base 1 to 1293 and encodes 430 amino acids. Gene Ontology annotation, biological process: glycolipid biosynthetic process.